Molecule: messenger RNA, 330 nt
Organism: Funneliformis caledonium
Lineage: Eukaryota; Fungi; Glomeromycota; Glomeromycetes; Glomerales; Glomeraceae
Source: the annotation of a GenBank genome assembly
AUGGAAGUGGAUGAAAAUUACGAUGAAAAUGAGUGUAUUUUAGUAAAUACACACAAUAAUAUGCUAGGUAUCGAACUUCUUGAAUACAAUGGACAACUUUCUAUUAUUAAUAUACCAAUUAAUUUAGAAGUUGGAGUUAGUUUUCUGUCACCUAAAAUAGCUGACCAUUAUAUCGAACAAUAUGCAUUGCAGCAAUAUUUCAUAAUUUUUAAAGCAAAAUUUGAAGUUCAUAGUGAUAAAAUCUUUCGGAAACGAGUUUUCAAAUGUGAUAUGGGAGGUCAUUGUAAACAAAAACUUUCUGAUCCGGCUGUUGGCAGUUCAAAAAAAAGG